AUGGAGUCUAGACCCGCCAAUCGUAAUUCGGAUCCAAAUUUAAACCCGGAUCCGAAUUCCGUCGGUCCUCCUUCUGUUCUAACCUAUCUCGAUCCUCACUACUGGGACGAGAGGUUCUCUUCCGAGGAACACUAUGAAUGGUUCAAAGACUACUCUCAUUUCCAGCAUCUCAUCAAAUCCAAUAUCAAAACCUCUUCUUCUGUAUUGGAAUUGGGAUGUGGGAACUCUCAGUUGUGUGAUGAAAUGUACAAAGAUGGGAUUGUUGAUAUUACAUGUAUUGAUUUGUCUUCUGUUGCGGUACAGAAGAUGCAGAGUAGAUUGGUAUCAAAAGGGUACAAAGAGAUAAAAGUGGUGCAAGCUGACAUGCUAGAACUCCCAUUUAGCAACGAGUCUUUUGAUGUGGUUAUUGAGAAAGGGACCAUGGAUGUACUGUUUGUGGAUGCUGGUGAUCCAUGGAAUCCGCGUCAAGAAACUGUAAGCAAAGUCAUGGCAACUCUUGAAGGAGUUCACCGGGUUCUGAAACCAGAUGGGGUUUUCAUUUCCAUUACAUUUGGCCAGCCGCAUUUCAGACGUCCUUUGUUUAAGGAUCCUAAGUUUACGUGGUCCAUGGAGUACAAUACAUUUGGCGAUGGCUUCCAUUAUUUCUUUUAUAUCUUGAGAAAGGGAAAGAGAUGUAAUGAAGAGAAAGAAGAAGAUGAGAAAUGCAAUGAUCCAUCAAUAUCCCUAUAUCAAGAUGAACUUGAAGGCGAAGACUACAUCUUCCGAACACACAUCGAUGGUGACGAGGAUUAG
Messenger RNA from Arabis nemorensis, 792 nucleotides. The record is from the annotation of a GenBank genome assembly. Lineage: Eukaryota; Viridiplantae; Streptophyta; Magnoliopsida; Brassicales; Brassicaceae.